Molecule: messenger RNA, 163 nt
Organism: Paramecium sonneborni
Lineage: Eukaryota; Ciliophora; Oligohymenophorea; Peniculida; Parameciidae
Source: the annotation of a GenBank genome assembly
AUGUUCAAAGAGUAUUUUUAUGAAGUAAAUGAAUUAGAGAGCUCUUAAAAAAUCCUAAAGAGUGCUGAGAAGUAUAUUGUUAAGCACUUGAAUCAUGUAGUAUCAGAUAUGUAAUUUGAUUUUGAACUCAUAACUGAAGUAUCAACUUAUGUAAUGAUUUGAG